Molecule: messenger RNA, 6003 nt
Organism: Mus pahari (shrew mouse)
Lineage: Eukaryota; Metazoa; Chordata; Mammalia; Rodentia; Muridae
Gene: Cluh
Product: clustered mitochondria homolog
Exons: 26
Coding region: 235-4776 (1513 amino acids)
Biological process (GO): intracellular distribution of mitochondria
Cellular component (GO): cytoplasm
Molecular function (GO): mRNA binding; protein binding
Source: RefSeq, a predicted model, not a curated record
AGGUAGUCUGCCAGCUUCUUGGUGCAGCUUGAAGUCCUGAGGCUUGGGUGCAGUUGUCCUCUGGGAGAUUGGGAGCCCAUCCCCCUCUCACUAGAACCAGUGACUCUCAGGAAGAGGCCAGCUGCCAGGUCACCUGCAAGAGACAACAGGAGCCAGAGGCCCCAGCCAGUCCUUUGACCUAAGAGGAAGGCAGGGUGCUCUGUCAGUUGCUGGCGGACCAGGGGUGGCUAUCUGAUGGCCUGGGCCCGGGUCUGUGCCAGCUGUUGUCAGCAGCUGGCUGAAGCAGUCCUGCCUACCACCGGUGUGGGUGUUGCUGAGGAGAGGACCCCCUUGCUGAGCUCUGCUCCUGCCAGCCUGCCCCCUAUGCCUUCUGUCCACAGGGGCUCAGGUACCCCAAAUGCUGGGUUCCUCUGUUCCCCUAAUGGUUUUGCUAGCAGUGGUUCUGUUUCUGAGGUAUGUGGGGAGGUGGGCCUAAGUACUAGUAGUAGUUCUUUCCAAGGUCCUGAAGCCAGUGGGGCCGCCUGGCCCUCAGUUGUCCUUCUGCCCGACCUUGAACAGAAUGAGAGGCAGGGGGAAUGUGUCCUUCCCGGGGCUGCCCCAGCAGGCCUGGCCCCACUGAAACCUGAAGCCAGCUGGAGUUCCAGCCCUGAGCCGACCAGCUGCAUUACCGCAAGGAUAGAAGCAGAGACUGGAACAAGGGACAGAGGCCGAAAUGGGCCUGGGCCUGGUCAGGGGAGCUGGCUGCCUUAUUGCCAUGGCAGUCCUGAGACUUCAGAGCCAAGAAGAGUGCAGCUACUCACUGUACCAGGUCUCCCCGCGGUCAUGCUGUUGAAUGGUGACUGCUCAGAGAGCUUGAAGAAGGAAGAAGGGACAUCUGAGCCACCUAGGGAAAAUGGGCUGGAUGAGGGUGAGCCUGGAGAUGAGACCACUGGACAGGAAGUCAUUGUCAUUCAGGACACAGGCUUUUCUGUGAAGAUCCUGGCCCCUGGCAUCGAGCCCUUUUCCCUUCAGGUGUCCCCCCAGGAGAUGGUGCAGGAGAUCCACCAGGUGCUCAUGGACCGUGAGGAUACUUGUCACCGUACCUGCUUCUCACUGCACUUGGAUGGCAAUAUGCUGGACCACUUUUCAGAGCUACGCAGUGUAGAGGGACUACAGGAGGGCUCGGUGCUCCGAGUUGUGGAAGAGCCUUACACGGUGCGUGAGGCCCGAAUCCACGUGCGCCAUGUCAGAGACCUCCUCAAAAGCUUGGACCCAUCUGAUGCCUUCAAUGGAGUUGACUGUAACUCCUUGUCCUUCCUGAGUGUCUUCACUGAUGGUGACUUAGGAGACAGUGGGAAGCGGAAGAAAGGCUUGGAGAUGGACCCCAUCGACUGCACACCACCUGAGUAUAUCCUGCCAGGGAGCCGGGAGCGGCCUCUGUGUCCCCUGCAGCCCCAGAACCGUGACUGGAAGCCCCUGCAGUGUCUGAAAGUACUCACCAUGAGUGGCUGGAACCCACCUCCCGGGAACCGCAAGAUGCAUGGGGACCUCAUGUACCUGUUUGUGAUCACUGCUGAGGACCGGCAAGUCAGCAUCACUGCAUCUACGAGGGGCUUCUACCUGAAUCAGUCCACAGCCUACCACUUCAACCCCAAGCCUGCCAGCCCCCGCUUCCUCAGCCAUUCCCUAGUAGAGCUGCUCAACCAGAUCAGCCCAACCUUCAAAAAGAACUUUGCUGUGCUGCAGAAGAAAAGGGUCCAGCGCCACCCAUUCGAGAGGAUCGCCACCCCGUUCCAGGUAUACAGCUGGACAGCCCCCCAGGCAGAGCACGCCAUGGACUGUGUGCGUGCGGAGGACGCCUACACCUCGAGGCUGGGCUACGAGGAGCACAUUCCUGGACAGACCCGGGACUGGAAUGAAGAGCUGCAGACAACAAGGGAGUUGCCCCGCAAGAAUUUGCCUGAGCGGUUGCUCCGAGAACGAGCCAUAUUCAAGGUGCACAGUGAUUUCACAGCGGCAGCCACAAGGGGUGCCAUGGCAGUUAUUGAUGGCAAUGUGAUGGCCAUCAACCCCAGUGAGGAGACCAAGAUGCAGAUGUUCAUCUGGAACAACAUCUUCUUCAGCCUGGGCUUUGAUGUCCGGGACCACUACAAAGACUUUGGUGGGGAUGUGGCAGCCUACGUGGCACCCACCAAUGACCUGAAUGGUGUUCGCACAUACAAUGCCGUGGAUGUAGAGGGACUAUACACACUGGGUACAGUGGUAGUAGAUUACCGUGGCUACCGGGUCACAGCUCAGUCCAUCAUCCCUGGCAUCCUGGAACGGGACCAGGAGCAGAGUGUCAUCUAUGGCUCCAUUGACUUUGGCAAGACGGUAGUGUCACACCCACGCUAUCUGGAGCUGUUGGAGCGCACCAGCCGGCCCCUCAAGAUCCUUCGUCACCGAGUGCUCAAUGACCGAGAUGAGGAGGUGGAGCUCUGCUCCUCGGUCGAGUGUAAGGGCAUCAUUGGCAAUGAUGGGCGCCACUACAUCCUUGACCUACUGCGCACCUUCCCACCGGACCUCAACUUCCUUCCUGUGCCUGGUGAGGAGCUGCCUGAGGAGUGCUCUCGCGCUGGCUUCCCUCGAACCCACCGACACAAGCUGUGCUGUUUGCGCCAGGAGCUAGUGGAUGCUUUUGUGGAGCACAGGUACCUUCUCUUCAUGAAGCUGGCUGCCUUACAGUUGAUGCAGCAGAAGGCCAGCAAGGUGGAGACCACCUCCUCCACCUUGGAGAAUGGUGGCCCUCCCUCCUCUGCAGAGACCAAAUCUGAAGAUUCAAUAGGACCUGAGGCAGGAUGUGAGGAGGAGGGCAGCAGUGUGAGUGGCCUCGCCAAGGUGAAGGAGCUGGCAGAGACCAUCGCCUCAGAUGAUGGCACAGUAGACCCUCGGAGCCGAGAGGUGAUCCGCAAUGCCUGCAAGGCUGUUGGCUCCAUCAGCAGCACGGCCUUUGAUAUUCGCUUCAAUCCUGACAUCUUCUCCCCAGGGGUUCGAUUUCCUGAGUCCUGCCAGGAUGAAGUUCGGGACCAGAAGCAGCUUUUGAAAGAUGCUGCUGCCUUCCUGCUCUCCUGCCAGAUCCCUGGUUUGGUAAAGGAUUGCACAGAAUAUGCUGUGUUGCCCAUGGAUGGGGCCACACUGGCUGAGGUGAUGCGCCAGCGUGGAAUCAACAUGCGAUACUUGGGCAAGGUGCUGGAUCUGGUGCUUCGGAGCCCAGCCCGAGACCAGCUGGACCACAUUUAUAAAAUUGGCAUCGGAGAGCUCAUCACACGCUCCGCCAAGCACAUCUUCAAGACAUAUCUACAGGGAGUGGAGCUCUCAGGCCUCUCAGCUGCCAUCAGCCACUUCCUGAACUGUUUCCUGAGCUCUUAUCCUAACCCCGUGGCCCACCUGCCUGCUGAUGAGCUGCUCUCCAAGAAAAGGAACAAGAGGAGGAAAAACAGGCCCCCAGGAGCUGCAGACAACACUGCCUGGGCUGUGAUGACCCCCCAAGAGCUCUGGAAGAACAUAUGCCAUGAGGCCAAAAACUACUUUGACUUCACCCUUGAGUGUGAUUCUGUGGACCAGGCUGUGGAGACCUACGGGCUGCAGAAGAUAACACUGCUGCGGGAGAUCUCACUGAAAACCGGGAUCCAGAUUCUGCUGAAGGAAUACAGUUUUGACAGCCGCCACAAGCCUGCCUUCACUGAGGAAGAUGUGCUCAAUAUCUUCCCCGUGGUCAAGCAUGUGAACCCCAAGGCGUCGGAUGCCUUCCACUUCUUCCAGAGUGGACAGGCCAAAGUACAGCAGGGCUUCCUGAAGGAAGGCUGUGAGCUCAUCAAUGAGGCUCUGAACCUGUUCAAUAAUGUUUACGGAGCCAUGCACGUGGAGAUCUGUGCCUGUCUGCGUCUUCUGGCCCGCCUCCACUACAUCAUGGGUGAUUAUGCUGAGGCCCUCAGCAAUCAGCAGAAGGCCGUGCUGAUGAGUGAGCGGGUGAUGGGCAUUGAGCACCCCAACACCAUUCAGGAAUAUAUGCACCUGGCCCUGUACUGCUUCGCCAGCAGCCAGCUGUCCACAGCCCUGAGCCUCCUGUACCGUGCUCGCUACCUCAUGCUGCUCGUGUUUGGGGAGGACCACCCUGAGAUGGCAUUGUUGGAUAACAACAUCGGGCUGGUGCUGCAUGGAGUAAUGGAGUACGAUCUGUCCCUGCGCUUCCUGGAGAAUGCCCUGGCUGUUACUACCAAGUACCAUGGGCCCAAGGCCCUUAAGGUGGCUCUCAGCCACCACCUUGUCGCACGAGUUUAUGAGAGCAAAGCCGAGUUCCGGUCAGCCCUCCAGCACGAGAAGGAAGGUUACACCAUCUACAAGACGCAGCUUGGUGAGGACCAUGAGAAAACCAAGGAGAGCUCUGAGUACCUCAAGUGCCUGACCCAGCAGGCAGUGGCCCUGCAGCGCACCAUGAAUGAGAUCUACCGUAAUGGCUCCAGUGCCAAUAUCCCACCCCUCAAGUUCACAGCUCCCAGCAUGACCAGUGUCCUGGAGCAGCUCAAUGUCAUCAAUGGCAUCCUCUUCAUUCCUCUCAGCCAAAAGGACUUGGAAAACCUGAAGGCAGAGGUGGCACGGCGACACCAGCUCCAGGAGGCCAACAGAAACAGGGAUAAGGCUGAAGAACCCAUGGCCCCCGAGCCUGAGCCUGAGCCUGAGCCAGAGAGAGCUGUGGAGGACGUGGGCUCCUCUCAGACUGCCAAGGAAGGUCCUUCUUCCCUGAACUUACAGGGAUAAAAAAGGAGAGAAAGAUGGACAGUUCAGCAGCCCCAUUACCCGGUGAUGCAGACAGAUUCCAGGAGAAUUCUAAGGGCAUGCCCUGCAGAUUGGGAGAGGAAGCUAGUCCUCCACUUUCUACCCCCACCUCACCCCACCAUCUGCCUGGGGCCCUGCCCUGGCCUGCCUGCCCCUAAAAGAUGGUUUUGCACUGGUUCAAUGAAUAUUCAAUGCAGAGGCCUAAUUGAAGACACGAAAGUGAAGUGUGUAGGCAUCAGCUCCAGCUGUGGGGGGCAAGUGCCUCCCCAGCAUCAAGCAGAUGUGUGUGUGUCCAUGCCUGUGGGUGUUGUGCUCCGUCCUUCCUGAUGUACAUAGCCCAGUCAGUUCUGAGUGGAUGACGUGCAGAUGCAAUUUCUCAGGUCAUUUAUAUGUUUGACAUUAUGGCUGCUGCUUUUGUUGCCACUACCCCUGGGUCCAGCCUGGGUUAAAGUCCAGGUUUCAGCCAAAAAAGAUGGGGGCUUUAGUAUGUCCUGAGAGGGGGAGCCAGAUGUCUGGUAGGGUGCAAGGUGAGACCUGCAGUGGUUUUACUGUGAUUGGGCUUGGCCUACCUGUAGCCUCAGGGUAAAGGGAAGGGGCCAGCAGUGGUAGACCCCACACAUCCAUGUGCCUGGCCUUGGCCAAGCAGGAGAGGAGGUCCUGCCACAGGCUUUGACUUGCCUCCCUGCUCCCUGUACCCCAGGUGAGCAUAACCUUGGGGGCCAACAGUCUGAAUGUAUCUUUCUCCCCAUUUAAACCUGAGCUGCCUAAUGCACAGUUGGGUACGAGGUGGGGACCCAGGGCUGAAUUGUGGUUCCCAGGGAAAGUACCAUGCACAGGAGUGAUUGUCACCUCUGGAGCCUGGCUCCUCCUUGGUCUUUGCCAUAUAAGCACUUAUACAAAGACGCUCUGGGGGUGGGGCUCCUACUGCCCUGGCUGCUCUCUCCCCUCCCUGCCUGUGUCGCUUCUCUUUGUCUGCUGUCCCUGAAGAAGAUGCCCACCCUUUGAGCUCAAGGGAGCUGUUUUAGGCAGAGCCUCUACUUGGGGCUUUUCUGGAGCUGCUGAUGGGUAGUAUCUGUCCAGGGACCUUGUUUCAAAGGGAAUGGGCAUGGGCCAGCAAGACAUCCCCACAGCUAUCAAGAACAGUUUCUUGUUUUUAAACCAUCACGUCUUCAUUUCACAUUGGAAUAAAGUGAGUUUUUGAAACCUGCU